CGUUUGAAAGAGGGCGCUACAUGAGACAAGUCUCGUGAGUUGUCGUAUUACUCAGACACUCUGAAUUAGUUUACAGCACCAAAAGACACACGAAGACAAGUAAGUCACGAUGCGUCUGCUAGAAAUCGCCACGGGCAUUGCCGCCUUGCUAGGCGCAGUCCAUGCCGAAGUAAAGCAGCUUCCGUUGCCCACGAGUUGCAGCGGUGUUUCGAACCAACGGUUCCCGGGGACAGUGGCGUCGGGAUGGUCGGUGAUGAAGAUCGCCGGCGGACUUAGGGGCGUGAGGACGGUGACUUGGGACAUCAAUGGCCACAUGUUGGUCGCGGAGGCCGGCAAGGGCAUCUCGGUCCACACGUUCGGCGACAACGGGUGCAUCAAUCAAACGAGCACGCUCAUCAGCAACGUGCAGCUGAACCACGGCCUUGCCCUAACGCCCGACAGUAAGACGCUGUACGCGAGCGGUGAGCGGACCGUCUGGUCGUGGACCUACGACCCCGUUGCCAAGACAGUCAGUAACCAGAAAGCUGUCGUCACUGGCAUAGACUCCGGUAUUCACUCGACUCGGAACGUCAUGGUAGUCAAAUCGCAGCCCAACCUGAUCCUCGUCCAGGUUGGAUCCAACUCCAACCUUGACAUGCAGUCGGCGCAGCCUUCAACGGGGCGCGCCAUCAUCAAGAUCUUCGACAUUAGCAAGGCACCCUCGAGCGGGUACGCCUACAAGACGGGUGGCGAGGUAUUUGCUUAUGGCCUGAGGAACGAGAUCGGCUUCGUCCAAGACCCAGCUGGCAUAGUAUGGGGCGUCGAGAACAGCGGCGAUGACUUCAGACUUAACGGCCAGGACAUUCACACCGAUAAUCCCGCCGAGAAGCUAAACAACCUCGGCGACCCCCUGACAGACCGCAACAACUGGUACGGGUACCCAACCUGCUUCACAGUCUGGGGCCCCACGAACGGGAUGAAGACAGGGCAGCAAUUCAUGCUCGCGGCCGGCAACGGGGUCACCAGCCACGCCGACUGCGAGAGCAAGUCGAAGCCUCCGCGCCUCACCUUCCAGGCUCACAGCGCGCCCAUCUGGAACGCCUUCGACACCAACGCGACCAACAUGUACGUGACAUUCCACGGGUCGUGGGACCGCCAGCCGCCGACGGGAUUCAAGGUGGUCGAGGUGCCGUUUACGCGACUAUCGAGCGGCGCCUACGACCCGGUAGCACCCGCCAGCAGUCAGUCGGGCUACAAGGACAUCUUUUCUGCGCCGAACCCGGGCGGGUGCACUGCGAACGGCCUGACCAAUAGUAACUGCAUCAGACUCACCGCUGCUGCUUGGGACCCGGCCGGACGAGGUCUCUUCGUAGGAAGUGAUAAUGCCGCCGAGGGCGAGAUCCUCAUUCUAUCCAAGAAGUGAUGACAUUACCCGCCCCCCUCGAACAUCAAAGGCAAGACUUGUUCAUUCUAUCUAGAGACAGAGAGAGGUUCGGCGAUCUAGUCGUUUCGUGGUAGUCUAUUCGUAGUUUGGAUGUUC
Messenger RNA from Xylaria bambusicola, 1519 nucleotides. RefSeq lists its product as uncharacterized. The record is from RefSeq and is a predicted model, not a curated record. NCBI's taxonomy places the organism in Eukaryota, Fungi, Ascomycota, Sordariomycetes, Xylariales, Xylariaceae. Bases 110 to 1402 code for a protein of 430 amino acids. The transcript is spliced from 5 exons.